Messenger RNA from Diatraea saccharalis (sugarcane borer), 3515 nucleotides. The record is from the annotation of a GenBank genome assembly. NCBI's taxonomy places the organism in Eukaryota, Metazoa, Arthropoda, Insecta, Lepidoptera, Crambidae.
AAUUUUACUUGAUAUCAUUUUAACUGCAAAAUUCACUUAAUUACCAAUAGGUAUCGGUCAUUUUAUUACAAGUAAAACGAUUACUAAAAUCCAUUUUCAAGAUCAAUAAAUUAAUAACUAAAAUUAUCAUUUUAGUUGUAUAAUUUUCAUAAUAUCCCGUUUCCAGAUGGGCAGGAUGCUGAUCGGCGCAUGUUGCGUGUUUGCAUGCGUAUGCGCAGCGGUCGGGUUACGAGUGGGCGCCGGCAUCGCUGACGUUACUGGCCCACCCGCCGAGGUCGCAUUCAAAAUGAAACCAUUCCAGAUGGGGUACGCGAACUUUGAGCAGAUUGGUCAUGGAAUCCACUUAAGGCAGUUCGCCAGGGCGUUCGUGAUGGAGGACGAGUCCACGUUGCAGAGGGUGGUUUUCGUCAGUGUUGAUGCCGCCAUGAUGGGCAACGGGGUUCGGAAAGAGGUGUUGAAAAGGCUUCAGAAGCGUUACGGAGACACGUAUACUGAGGAUAAUGUGAUCCUAAGCGGCACACAUUCUCAUUCUACGCCAGGCGGGUUCCUAAUGGAUUUCCUAUUUGAUUUGCCCAUCCUAGGGUUUGUAAAGGAGACGUACGCUGCUUAUAUCGUUGGCAUUUUUAAGAGUAUAGUUAUGGCUCAUAAUAAACUAGCGCCAGCUCGAAUGGAAUAUAGUGAAGUAGAAAUUCUCGGUGCGAACAUAAAUAGGUCACCGACUUCAUAUCUCCUGAAUCCGCCCGAGGAAAGAGCUAAGUACAAAUACGAUGUAGAUAAGAAUCUUGCGCAGUUGCGUUUUCUCUCCCCUUCCAACUCUAUCAUCGGGGUGAUCAACUGGUUCGCGGUGCAUCCCACCAGCAUGAAUAAUACUAACCGACUGAUAUCCUCCGACAACGUGGGAUACGCAUCCGUGAUGAUGGAGAAAGCUCUCAACGGGAACAACACCCAGCCGGGUAAGGGUAAUAUAGUGUGUGCGUUCGCAUCGACUAACUUAGGAGAUGUAUCUCCCAACACUCGCGGGCCGCGGUGCGAGUUCUCACGUGCUGUGUGCGACCAGGGCAAGUUAGUAUGCUCAGGAAAGGAGAGAUGCUUCGCGUCUGGUCCUGGGCGAGAUAUGUUCGAUAGUACCAGGAUGAUUGCCACCAAACUUUUCGAUGGAGCUAUGAAAGCACUAGAACAGCCGGGUGAAGAUGUGACUAGUGGGCCGGUGGGGAUGGUGCAUCAGUUCGUGUCUAUGCCUGACCAAAAAGCCUAUGCUUACGAUCCACUCACUGAUACCUUCAAUAUGAGCUCUGUGGUGAAUGGGUGUGUGCCCAGCAUGGGGUACAGCUUCGCUGCAGGCACCACUGAUGGUCCAGGAUUAUUCGACUUCAAGCAGGGCACGAUCUCCGGCAAUCCACUCGUGGCGCGCGUGGGCGGCGUGCUGGUGGCGGCGGUGCCGGGCGAGUUCACCACGAUGGCGGGCCGCCGCCUGCGCCGCCUGCUGGCGCGCGCCGCCGCCGCCGCCGCCACGACGCGCGUCAUCGUCGCCGGACUGUCCAACCUCUACUCCGACUACAUCGCCACUUACGAGGAGUACCAGGGUCAAAGGUAUGAAGCCGCGUCUACGAUAUUCGGACCUCAUACUUUGGAGAUCUACCUCAAUAAAUACAAAGAACUAACAGAGGCUUUGAUAAGCGGUAAUCCUGUGGAACCAGGUCCUUCUCCACCGGACUUCAGCGAGCAGCUGAUCACGCUGGUGCCGCCGGUGCUGUGGGACGCCGCGCCGUGGGGGCGGGACUUCGGCGACUGCCUGCUGCAGCCACGCCCCAGAUACAGCCUCGGGGACACCGUCACCGCCACCUUCGUGUCUGGUCAUCCACGUAACAGCAUCAGGCACGGACGGACGUACAUGACGGUGGAACGUCUAGAAUCUGAAGAGGACGAUGCGUGGACAACAGUCGCUACAGAUGCCGACUGGGAAACCAAAUACGUGUGGAAGCGUAACUCCAAGAUAUUAGGCACUAGUGAAGCUGAAGUUGAGUGGGAAAUCCCCGAAGGAACCACACCUGGCACGUACCGUAUUCAUCACUACGGGAACUAUAAGUAUAUUCUCGGCGGCAUCUACCCGUACCAUGGCUUCACAGAUUCCUUUGAAGUCACAUAAUUACUGUUAGCCAAGUUUGGAAGCUUAUGAAAGACUGCCGACGCCAUUUUUAGUUAGUAUGUUUAUGUUAGAUAUAAUAUGGAACAGUGUUGCCAUAAUAUUUGUCUGACCAAAUAAGAAGCAAUUCAUGAGAAUAAUUUAUUUAUUGCGAUUUUCCCAUGUCGAAUUAUGCUUUAUUUAUUAAAAACUGUUACACAUAACUUAUUUGUCAGAAAAUGAGGCCAAGGGUGUUUAAGGGAAUUAUUAUUUAAAGCAAACUUCAAAUAUAAAAAGGGUGUUUUUAUUUUUCGCUCAUAUUAUAGUGAGUGCUUUAUUAUAUGUGGAUUACAAUAACAAUAUUAUGGCAAAAUAUUUUAAACAAUGUUGGUGAUUGUUGAAUCUAUAAUGAUUAGUUUGACUGUGAUACUCGAGAAAUGGAAUUAGUUUUGCUAAGCAUCAGCAACUAAGGAUAAGGAUACUAUACAAAAAUAAAUACAUGUAACAUCUUAUCAAGUCUUCGUAAGGGGACGUCCAUUAAUUACGUGAUGUUUAUUUCAGCAUUUUUAACCCCGCGCUCCUCACCCUUGGGUGAUACAUGGUAAAGUUUAAGACUACCUACAAAAAAAAAACUUAAUUUUAGUAGCGCAUUUGAGGGAAAAAUAAAUACACGUGAUAUAUUACUACGCCACCUUCGGAGCCUCACGUGAUUAAUGGACGGCCCCUAAUAGUUUGCAUCUUAUGAAGGAUCUACUGAAGAAUCUUCAGUUUGACCUGAUGAGUUGUUGACUGUACCUAGUAGGUUGGUAAUUAUUUCUUUAAUCAAAAUUUAUAUUAUUACAUUAAGUUCCUUUUUGAUUUCUGAUUAAAUGUGUAAUCUAGUCUUUUGUUUGAAGUACUAUUUUUUUAUUGAAAUUGGUAGUUUUAAUAUAUAUGUAUACUUUUGCAUUAAUGGAAGAGCUGGGUCCCUUAUUAUAGGAAAAAUAUAAAAUAUAUAAUAUUAUGAUAGAGUAUGAUAGUCAUACAAAUAUUUGUUUUGCAUUUUCGGGGUUAUACUUAUAUAUAUAUAAAUUUUUUUACAUAAACACACUAAUUUGUAAGAUUUUGGCACUACUAUAACGUCAGUUCUAUACUAUAGUAUAAAUUUUAUCUGUUUGUGAUGUCUCAUGUUAGGUUCUUUGUUUUGAAUUUUUUGUCAAAUUUGAUGUUAAUAUAAUUGGUUGAUAUCCAUAAUAAUAUAAUUUUAAAUGUUGCUUAUUGCAAAAAAAAAAUGUAUUUAUUUCGUGCUGACCAGAUUUAAUAAAUGUUAUUUGUUUAUUUAUAUAAAAGUAUGCCAAAAUACCUUCAGCCGAGUCUCUCGUACAACGGUUUUAAGGCGUUGACAUCUGAGGUA